AUGGUGCAGUCGCCUAUGAUAUCCAGUCCGCUGAAACAAACCAGCGAGAUCGACUGGAUACAACCUCUAAAAACCUAUAUCCGGCAGACAUACGGUGACGAUCCAGAGAGAUAUUCGGAGGAAUGCGCAACGUUGAACAGGCUGCGGCAGGACAUGAGAGGCGCUGGCAAAGAUAGCGCGGCCGGACGGGAUCUGCUAUAUCGAUACUAUGGUCAGCUUGAACUGCUGGAUUUGCGGUUUCCUGUUGAUGAGAACCAUAUCAAGAUAUCUUUCACCUGGUAUGAUGCAUUUACACACAAGCCUACAUCUCAAUACUCAUUGGCCUAUGAAAAGGCAUCGAUUAUCUUUAAUAUAUCAGCUGUUCUAUCGUGUCAUGCCGCAAACCAAAACCGAUCUGAAGACACUGGGUUGAAGACCGCUUAUCAUUCCUUCCAAGCCUCCGCGGGAAUGUUCACUUAUAUCAACGAAAACUUCCUGCACGCCCCUUCCACAGAUCUGAGUAGGGAUACUGUCAAAACGUUGAUAUCGAUCAUGCUUGCUCAGGGUCAGGAGGUUUUCUUGGAGAAACAAAUAGAUGAUGGGAAAAAGCCAGGUUUUCUAGCCAAACUCGCAAGCCAAGCAGCAUAUCUUUACUCACAAGCUGCGGAAGGUGUGCAAGAAAAUGUGACGAAAGGCAUAUUUGAAAAAGUGUGGUCAAUCGUUGUUCAAGUAAAAGCCUCCCUCCUAGCGGCUGUUGCAGGUUACUAUCAGGCCAUUGCAGAUGACGAAGGGACACUGUACGGGAUUUCCAUAGCUCGCCUCCAGCUCGCCGAAAAGCAAGCUACCACCGCGCUGAGUUGGGCCAAAACUUUCCCAAACUCUCCCCCCGCAGGCUCAAAUUUAAGUGCAGAUACUGGCCCUAUCUUGCUCGAUCUCACGCGACGACAACUGGCAAAUAUCCAAGAAAAAUUGGCAUCAUUUACCAAGGAUAAUGAUUUUAUAUACCACCAACCGGUCCCUUCUGAACCCAGUUUAUCGACAAUCGCGAAGUUGCCCGCUGCGAAGGCAAUACCCGUGAGUGAAUUAUACCAAGGACAAGAUAUACAGAGGAUAAUCGGACCAGACAUCUUCCAAAAGAUCGUUCCCAUGUCCGUUACCGAAUCAGCAAGCCUGUACGAUGAAGAGAAGGCAAAACUAGUUCGUGCAGAAGCGGAGAAAGUUGAGGCUGCUAAUGGGGAAAUGGCUGCAAGUCUUGACUACCUCAAAUUGCCAGGAAGUCUGAACAUUCUGAAGGGUGGAAUGGACCAGGAUAUGGAUGUUGAUGAAGAUUUUAAGAUGUGGUGUGAAGAAUUGGCGAAUACGCGUCCUUUCCGUGAAGCUUUCAACGAGCUGCAGGAAGACAAAAUAUCCAUACUAAGCGUAUUGGACCAGUGCUCUAAACAGCUGGAUAUGGAAGAGAGCGUUUGUGAAAAAAUGCGUUCCAAGUACGGCGCAGACUGGGUUCAACAACCUAGUUCCCGAUUGACGUCGACCUUGCGGAGUGAUGUUCGAAACUACCGCGAUACCAUCGACGAAGCUAGUUCCAGCGACUCACAACUUCUAGUGAGCUUGAGACAACAUGAAGCUGAUUUUGAUGAGAUGCGUUCGGCUGGAGAAACCGACGAAAGCCGAUCAAGGGUCGAAAUGAAGCAGGGUAGUCCUUAUAGUGCGGCCCCAGAAACAAAUCUCCUGGGUGAUGACUUCGACGCGAGGAUGUCUGUUACUGAGCAGAUAGCGAGGGUGGAGGAACUGCUUAAAAAGCUGAAUCUUGUGAAAAGAGAUAGAAAUCAGAUUUUGAAGGAUCUGAAAGAGAAGGUGCAUAAUGAUGAUAUUUCCAAUGUCCUUAUACUGAACAAAAAAUCGAUCGCCAACCAAGAAAACCAGCUUUUCCAAACAGAACUUGAGAAAUUCAGACCUCACCAAAAUCGACUAUUACAAGCAAACCACAAGCAAACAGCACUCAUGAAGGAGCUUACAAAGGUAUACGGAGACUUACUCCAGGACAAUACGGUCAGAUCGGAGCAGUCCAAGUAUGAAGCGCUCACGCGGCAGAGGAACUCGGUUAUGUCCAAAUACAAAAAGAUCUACAACGCCUUCAGAGACAUGAGCUCAGGCCUAGAACAAGCGCAAGCCUUCUACGCAGAGAUGAAGGAUACAGUAGAUAACCUACGAAAAAACGUCGAUACAUUCGUCAAUAACAGGCGAUCCGAAGGUGCACAGCUCCUUAGUCAGAUAGAACGAGACAAAUCCCACCACCAAUCCAACCAAGAGGAUCGGGAGCGCGAAAAGCUAAAAAACCUGAUGGAGCGCCUCUCCGUAGAAUUCGGGCCCCAAUCGCCACCAACAUCUUCUUUAUCUAAACCAAGACCAGCCCCCCUAAAGACCGGUCGUUCCCCCUCAAUUACAUCCCACAACACCUUUUCCUACCCUGCCGCCAGCAGCAUCGCCCCACAAACCAGCCAAUACAUGCAACAGCAACAGCAAUACCCUCAACAGGGAGCCCCCGGCGUCGCCUCGACCGAAGGCUACAACCCCAUGGCCUACCUCUACCAACCGCCAAUCUCCCCCCCACCAAACCAGCAAUUCUUCUCCCCGUCGCCAUACGGCUAUGCAAGCCCGCAGCAACCUUCCCAGUUCAUGGCACAGGGAUACAUACCGCCACCACCGCCACCGCGGCCAUCGCAAUCGCCUUACCCACAGUCCAACGCGCCAUAUCCGCCUGCGGGAUACAUGCAGCCGCGGCCAUAUAGCGCCAUGCAGCAGCAACCUCCGUCGCAGACGCCGCAGGGCCAGCCCGGAGGGCAGAAUACUAACAACAAUGACCCGUGGGCGGGGCUGAAUGCGUGGAAGUGA
Molecule: messenger RNA, 2871 nt
Organism: Histoplasma capsulatum G186AR
Lineage: Eukaryota; Fungi; Ascomycota; Eurotiomycetes; Onygenales; Ajellomycetaceae
Exons: 5
Coding region: 1-2871 (956 amino acids)
Biological process (GO): protein transport to vacuole involved in ubiquitin-dependent protein catabolic process via the multivesicular body sorting pathway
Cellular component (GO): endosome
Molecular function (GO): protein binding
Source: RefSeq, a predicted model, not a curated record